GUCCCACCAACAUCUUAUCAGAUACAUUUAUCACUUCCAGAUUUCCAGUGUCCCUCUCUCGCCUCACUGUCACUCACUAGUGGAAUCGGAAGCCAUGGCCGCCAAAACAGUCUUGGUAGCUUCUCCAUCUCAACCUCUAAUGUCUUCAUUCUCAAAACCUAAUCCAGCAUUUCAAUCCUCCUUCGUUGGACUCUCCAUCAGGUUCCCCCGUCAGUCCCUGAAGCCGGUAGCUGCCUCAAAGCCUCUCACCAUUGUCGCCGAGACCAAGAAAGCCGUCGCAGUCCUCAAGGGAAAUUCCCAAGUGGAAGGCGUUGUCACCUUAACCCAAGAAGACGGCUGUCCUACGAAGGUGGAUGUUCGUAUUAUUGGACUCACUCCUGGACUCCAUGGAUUCCAUCUUCACGAGUACGGGGAUACGACGAAUGGUUGCAUUUCAACAGGGCCGCACUUCAAUCCUAACAAAAGGACGCACGGUGCUCCUGAGGAUGAAAUCCGUCAUGCGGGUGACCUGGGAAACAUAGUUGCUAACGCCGAAGGUGUGGCUGAAGCGACAAUUGUAGAUAAUCAGAUACCAUUGAGUGGGCCUAAUGCUGUUAUUGGGAGAGCUUUUGUGGUUCAUGAGCUGGAGGAUGACCUCGGAAAAGGUGGACAUGAACUUAGCCUUAGUACUGGGAAUGCAGGUGGAAGAUUGGCCUGUGGUGUGGUUGGUUUGACUCCAGUUCAGUGAGAACCGCUAGUCCGGAACCAGUCUGGUGGUAAACUGUUGCUUCUGUUACAAGUGUUCAGAGUUGAAUAAUCUUUUUCAAGUCAAAGAGGAUGCAGUCUGGUGUAGCUGAGAACAACUUGUUAAGUCGUAAUGUAGAGUGAGGGAAACUGACUAUGUUUGUAGGUAUAUUUCCCUCCACAAAUUUGAGACAGGUGCAUUGUGUGUUGAAGGGACCUUAUUUUUGGCUUGUGCACGCCUUACUGUGUUGAAUCUUGGAUGCUCAACUCCUGUUUUAAAA
Telopea speciosissima is the source of this 1004-nucleotide messenger RNA. RefSeq names its product superoxide dismutase [Cu-Zn], chloroplastic. Gene Ontology annotation, biological process: removal of superoxide radicals. Gene Ontology annotation, molecular function: copper ion binding; superoxide dismutase activity. Lineage: Eukaryota; Viridiplantae; Streptophyta; Magnoliopsida; Proteales; Proteaceae. The transcript is spliced from 8 exons. The record is from RefSeq and is a predicted model, not a curated record. Bases 95 to 727 code for a protein of 210 amino acids.